Centropristis striata (black sea bass) is the source of this 2376-nucleotide messenger RNA. It is a transcript of the gene zc3h14, whose product is annotated as zinc finger CCCH-type containing 14. Gene Ontology annotation, biological process: regulation of mRNA stability. The record is from RefSeq and is a predicted model, not a curated record. Gene Ontology annotation, cellular component: nucleus; cytoplasm. NCBI's taxonomy places the organism in Eukaryota, Metazoa, Chordata, Actinopteri, Perciformes, Serranidae. Bases 103 to 2172 code for a protein of 689 amino acids. The transcript is spliced from 17 exons. Gene Ontology annotation, molecular function: poly(A) binding; metal ion binding.
AUCAUACGUCACAUUUGUCCCUGUUGGCUAACAGUUAGUAGUGAAGCUGGAAAAACAGUCGCUUCUUUUUUUUAACUUAUUUACUUGAAUAAAACGACAAACAUGGAGAUUGGCACAGAGAUCAGCAAGAAGAUAAGAGCUGCUAUCAAGGGCAAGCUUCAAGAACUUGGAGCAUAUAUUGAUGAAGAGCUCCCAGACUAUAUUAUGGUGAUGGUUGCAAACAAGAAAACCUCCCAACAGAUGGCUGACGAUCUCUCCCUUUUCCUUGGAAACAACACUAUUAAAUUCACAGCAUGGCUGCAGGGUGUCCUCGAGAAGUUAAGAUCUGUUGCAGUCGAGCCUGCAUCCCUCAGUCGACAUCAGCUCCAGUCGGAGAGUGGUGCUGUGGCAGGGAAGAGCCGCUCAUCUGUAAACGAGGACAGCAGAGCAGAGGAUCUGAAGGUGCUGACAGUGUCCAGCUCACGCUCUGAUAGGACCGAAGCACGCGUGUCCAGUUCAGCUCAUGAAAGCAGCAGGAGAAGCAGCUUGGAGAAGAGUUCCUCUCGACUUACCUCCACUGUUAAACCCCUCAUGGAGCCGCUCCCCUUAGAAGCUGUUAUUGACAUCAAACCAGAGAUGGAUGACGACCUCAUCGCUGAGGAUCCUGUAGAAAUGGGCACCAACCAUGGUCGAACACGCAGCGCAGCUAGCAGACCCACAGCUGAAAUCUACAGACCGGGUCAGAGCAGGUUCACAUCAGUGAGCUCUGCGGACACAUGCCGACCCUCAGAAGGAUCCUCUUACUCCAGACAGCAGGACAGCAGAAGCAGCAGAACCUCCAGAACGGGAUCCAGUAAGGAGGAGUUGUCACGGAAGCGCAAGGCUCCGGUAGCAAGCUCAGUGGUGCGAGUGAACCGAGUGGCAGACGAAGACAGCGAUGAUCUGGAAGAGGAGGACACAGGCUACGGAGGCAGAGGCCUGUCCAGCAGAGUGUCCCUGCCCUCCAAACCAGAACGAAAGCCUACUCUCCCUCCAGCCAAGCAAGCCAACAGGAAUCUGAUACUGAAAGCCAUCUCUGAGGCUCAGGACUCGAUCACCAAAACUACAGCCUAUCCCACAAUACCACAGAGACAGACUGUUCCUGUGGCUCCUCGUACUCGCAUCGCUAGCACUGAAGAGAUGAGUGCAGCCAUCCAGCUGGUCCAGGAGCACCUCCACAGCCUGGCCCCCAGGGUUCAGACCUACACCUCCGCAGAACUACCUCCUUCCAGAACACCUGCUCCAGCGAGAUCUUUAGCUUCACGCCUCCAGCUGGACAUAACAGAGAGCACUGAUAGAGGCGAGCAGGGUGACUAUGGUGUUGAGGUGGCAGCAGGCAGCGAGUCAAAGCCAUUUGAUACUCGCUCCUUCAUAAUGAGCCGACCCCAGCUGGGAGAAUCCGCAGCCAGAAGCCAGCAGCGUCCUCAGGGCAAAGGAGAAGUCCAUUCAGCUAUACCACGCACUGUCCAGGCCAGUAAGGAGGGCGUUGACUCUGCCAGUCCUAAGUUCAUAGUAACAUUAGAUGGAGUGCCGAGUCCCCUGGGGAAUCUCGCAGACUGUGAGAUGGAGCUGGAUGAGGUGAGACCACCCACAAAAGUCACAGAGGGAGCAGCCCACGUCAACAGGGAGCCCAAACUCAGCAUCCUUCACAGACUACAGGGAGGAAUCACGUUAGCAGAAGACGACGUGAUGGACAUUGACAUGGUGGAAGAGGAUGCCGUCCCUUUAAAGAAACAGAAGGCGAUGGAGCGCUGCAAGUUCUGGCCGGUGUGUAAAAGUGGAGAUGACUGUAUGUACCAUCACCCUACAACACAGUGCAAGACUUUUCCAACUUGCAAGUUUGGGGAUAAAUGCCUUUUCGUGCAUCCUAAUUGUAAAUACGACGCCAGGUGCACCAAGCCAGACUGUCCCUUCACUCAUGUCAGCCGAAGAAGCAUAGCUGCUCCUCCACCCAGGCCAGCAGCGCAGCCAGUGAAAACAGCGAGCGUGUGCCGUUUCUUCCCAGAGUGCAAAAAGAUGGACUGUCCAUUUUAUCAUCCUAAGCCUUGUCGUUUUGCGGGGCAGUGUAAACGGGCUGGAUGUACCUUCUACCACCCAACCACAUCUGUGCCUCCGAGACACGCCCUGAAGUGGACAAAAACACAGAGCAGCUAAUAAAAUCCAGACAGAAGUCUGCCUAAGGUCAACAUGUAAAGCGAUGGAAGAUAUCUGUCUAUAUUUUCAUUCUUUAAUUGUUGCUUCACUUCAUUUUAAUGUAUUGUUUGGAGAUUUUUAAGAGUUUACAAGUUUUUUUGUAAGAUGAAGAGGUUCUUUGCUCAUGCUCUCAGAAUAUUAAAGUACUCCACAAUGAACUUUAAA